AAGUCAGAUUUUCGCGUCGGUCUUUUUUUUCCCUGAGAAGAAGGAGCACCGCUGUGUGGAUAGUCGUCACAUGAUUGAAGGGGUAUGGAAGUACAUUUUUAAUGGCCUGAGCUGGAUUUGAGUACAUUAAAUCGGACUGUCAGUCUUACGUUGUGCCUGUGUAAAGAGGCUAACUUGUCUCUCCCUCCUCCCCUGUGCUGGCUCUGAGGGGCGGUCUCUCCUCUCUUCCAGCCCCGCAGUCAGAGGUAUUUGUCUUGUCAUGACAGCCAUGGCGAGAUUAGAAGCUGCAUCUGAGCUCCAGUCUCGGCUGUCAUCCUUGUCCUUUUCAUCCUUCCCCGGAGUUACCUCCCAUCAUUGCGACAGCGAACCGCCGGGCAGUCUGCAGAGUACAAAUCUGACGGAGAGCUUCACCCAAUCCAGCAAUCAAGGCAACAUGAAUGAGACCCAGGAGGAUUUGGCUAAGGGUAAUGAAGAGGCUCCUGCAGAGCUGGCCCUGGGGGAAGGAGGCGAGGAGAACAACAGUGCUGGGACCUGUCAGCUCUCUGCUGAAAUCAAAGAGGCAGCCCAGAUGCCAACUCUGCCGCCUCCAACAACUUGGACAUCUGCUGCAGUGAAGGAGCUGAAGGCAAAGCUUCGAACUGAGAAGGACAGCGUUGUGACAGUGUACCGAGGAGACAUCAUGACGGUCCACGUCCCCACCGUCCCCGAGGCCAAAAAAGUGUGCUGGGAGUUUGCCACAGAUGGUUUUGACAUUGGCUUUGGCAUAUAUUUUGACUGGACCCCUGUGACGAGCAGGUCUAUCACGGUGCACAUCAGCGAGUCGAGCGAUGACGAAGAUGAAGAGGAAGAGCUAGAAGGGCCUCUCAGCAAUGACGACGUCGAGAAAGGCUCCAAAAGCCAGACCAACUCGAACCUGGCUGAAAUACUGCCUGUGUACCGCCAGGACAGCCACCUGUCUGUCCAGGGCGGGAGCCACGACUUCCCAGGUGAAGGCACGUACCUCCUAAAGUUUGACAACUCCUACUCCCUUUGGAGGAACAAAACUCUCUACUACAGGGUGUAUUACAGUGCCUGAGACGCCAGUUCUGUUGCUCACGAAUGUAUAAAUUACUGAAUAUUACUCCUAAGAACAAUGAACUAUUUUCUUUGAUUUCAGACAUGGAAUAAACAAAGAUAUAUAAUUUAAGAAAUAAAUGCAGGCACAUCAAUUUUAUAUUUGCUUGUCAGAUUAAAUGGGUUUCAGUGCAUCAUGUGUGUCAGUGUCCCGUUUGAAUAUAAUCAGAGAAGCCUUGUGUUUGUCAUGUGCCAUAUCCCCUCUGUGCUGUUUGGUCAAGUGCCCGUCAUAAACCGCAUAUUGUCUUUACCUGUUACAUUUCUAUGGUAGCAGCAAUCAGGGAGAACCUGCACAGUGUGUGUUUCUCCAGGCCACGUCCUUAAUCAGCAGUGCUCUGAAGAAAUUAUUUUCACAUGUGCGUCUUUAUGUAUGCACCAUUUUGGUUUUUCUUUUUCUCUAUUGCAUCGUUGUUUGUUGUGAUAAUCAUUCAGCUUUGUUGUGUAACUUAUAUUUUUUUUUAUUGUUGAAUCUAAUCAUCUGAAAAUUUAGGACUUAAUAUGCGUUCUCUACUGGUUCAGUGGGUGUGUUGAAGGAAGAUUUUAGGUUGUAGUACUGAAGUUACAGUUUUUAUGGCGCAUAUAAAAGCCCUCAUCAAAUAACGCUCUAGAUCCAAUAUUUACCUUUGCUUUGCCAGUGUUUUAAUUAGCUGUUUUAAACGUAGAGGUCAGUUGCAGUGUUUCAUCCACAUGUGUUUUUUAAGUGAAGAUCACUGCUUAUUUUUUGAUGUUCUUCGUGUGUUGGACCACCUUUUUCUUGUAAAGCUGACACUUUAUCAGCUUUACAAGCUGAUAAAGUGUCAUAUUUCCAAAGAAGUCACAUGCGCAUAUUUCCAAAGAAGUCACAGAUUUGGCUGCUAAUGUCGUAUGCAAUGUAAAGCAACUGUUUUCAAGCUGUUUCCUGUCCCAUACCUUCACUUUAAAGUAUACUAUUUGUUCCUGAAAUUUAUAUUCCACAAUAAAGAGAAGAUUGUCUAGU
Molecule: messenger RNA, 2089 nt
Organism: Xiphophorus hellerii (green swordtail)
Lineage: Eukaryota; Metazoa; Chordata; Actinopteri; Cyprinodontiformes; Poeciliidae
Gene: tmed8
Product: transmembrane p24 trafficking protein 8
Exons: 6
Coding region: 260-1075 (271 amino acids)
Cellular component (GO): Golgi membrane
Source: RefSeq, a predicted model, not a curated record